AUGUCUUUCAUGCUAGAUUUUCAUUCUUCAAAAGGGCGUCCGUUCAGAUUCUUAGAACGUUGGGUUGAACAUCUAGUGUUUUCGGAUUUCAUUAAAGAGAAUUGGAGGGUUUCUGCUAGCACGUCGAUAGUACACUCCGAGUUUGCUGAUCAAGUUAAAAGAUGGAAUAAAGAUGUGUAUGGUCAUAUUGCUACCCGUAAGAAGCUUCUGACUAAAAAACUUCAAAGCAUUGAGAUUGAGCGAGAUAUAAGAAACUCGACAUAUCUUAAUCAAGUUGAGAUGGAGGUUAAAGGGGAUUUGGAAAAUGUGCUGCAUCAUGAGGAGAUACUUUGGCGACAAAAGGCUCGUUGUGACUGGUCAGUUUUGAGGGACCGCAACACAAAUUUUUUUCACACGCGCACUUUGAGGAGAAGGAAGCAGAAUCAAAUCACCAUAUUAAAGACUGGUUUGGGUGAGUGGAUUAUGGAUGAGGAGCAAUUGAAAAUUGAAGCAGUUAAUUUUUAUACUACUUUGCAUGGUGAGCACCCUAGUCCGAUGAGAGAUUUACCCUUUAAUGCUUUCCUUUGUAUCACUGACGGGGAUUUUAAUCUCCUUAAUAAUCUAGUUUCUGAUGAGGAAAUCAAAGUUGCUCUGUUUGACAUGGCACCUUUGAAGGCUCCAGGAAGUGAUGGAUAUCAUGCCUUUUUCUAUCAAAGUCAAUGGUCUAACACCCCUUACCCAAGUCCAAGAUCGGAGCUGGGCACGAGGCAUUACUUGACUUAG
Molecule: messenger RNA, 762 nt
Organism: Gossypium arboreum
Lineage: Eukaryota; Viridiplantae; Streptophyta; Magnoliopsida; Malvales; Malvaceae
Exons: 1
Coding region: 1-762 (253 amino acids)
Source: RefSeq, a predicted model, not a curated record